Molecule: messenger RNA, 1719 nt
Organism: Myxozyma melibiosi
Lineage: Eukaryota; Fungi; Ascomycota; Lipomycetes; Lipomycetales; Lipomycetaceae
Exons: 7
Coding region: 149-1510 (453 amino acids)
Biological process (GO): regulation of mRNA splicing, via spliceosome
Cellular component (GO): nucleus
Molecular function (GO): zinc ion binding; mRNA binding
Source: RefSeq, a predicted model, not a curated record
GCUGUUGCGCGCAAGGUGACCGCCACAUAAAAAAGUUAACAGACCUGAUAUUUGCUCUCUAUAUCUUGUUGUUUUAGCCCAUUGAUCGCAACAUUACAAUCAAACUCAAGCAUUAAUCUACGAGUCUGUAUUGCUAGACCGCUAAAACAUGGGUAUAACUGGAACGAACAGUGUGCCUCUGGGCGCAAGAAGAAGAGGGAUGCCUGACGCGUUCAUUCCUCCGCCUCCUAGUGAAGCUCUGCCUCCGCCUCCUGCGGAUGAUUAUCCACCUCCUCCUCCGGCCAUUCCUCCUCCACCCGCCCCGAGUGAUCUAAGUGACUACCCUCCUCCACCUCCUCCCCCAGGGGAUGAUCGUGAAAGAGGAAGACCUUCUGCGCGUGAAGAUGAGGCGCCUAGAAAGAGAAAGAGAAGGAACCGAUGGGCUGCUGCAGAAGAUAAUCAGGUUGCUAAUUUGAUCAACCUCCCCACUUCUAUCUCUGGUAACAUGACGCCAGAGCAGAUCGAGGCCUAUGUUCUCAACUUGCGUAUUGAAGAGAUCUCACAAAAGCUGAGAAUCAACGACGUGGUACCAAAAGAUGGCGAGCGCUCUCCGUCUCCUCCACCUCAAUACGAUAACAACGGAAAGCGAGUCAAUACAAGAGAAGUUCGGUACAGGAAGCGUCUUGAAGACGAACGCCACAAACUCAUUGAAAAGGCUGUUAAGACCAUCCCUGAUUUCAAACCGCCGGCUGAUUACAGACGGCCGUUGAAGACUCAAGAGAAGGUCUUUGUCCCUGUGAAUGAAUACCCUGAAAUCAACUUUAUUGGACAACUUAUCGGACCCCGUGGUAACACCCUGAAGAAGAUGGAAACUGAAUCGGGUGCAAAGAUUGCUAUCAGAGGUAAAGGAUCUGUCAAGGAAGGAAAGGGACGAUCAGACGCUGCCUAUCAAUCCAACCUUGAAGAAGAUUUGCAUUGUUUGAUUAUUGCCGACACCGAGGAGAAAGUGCAGAAGGCGAUCAAACUGGUUAACAAAGUUAUUUCGACUGCUGCGAGUAUUCCUGAGGGUGAAAACGAAUUGAAGCGAAAUCAGCUCAGAGAGCUGGCUUCUCUUAACGGUACCCUGCGAGACGACGAGAACCAGGCAUGCCAGAACUGCGGAGAACUCGGACACCGAAAAUACGAAUGUCCUAACCAGCGAAAUUAUACUGCAAACAUCAUUUGCAGAAUUUGUGGCAAUGCAGGCCAUUUCGCCAGAGAUUGUAGGGAAAGAGGUUCGGCUAAUGGUGGAGAUCGUGGUCGAUUCAACAACGGAGGAUAUGGUAAUCCUGGAAAUGAGGUCGAUCAAGAGUAUGAGAAGCUUAUGCUUGAGCUCACGGGCAACAGUUCUGGAGGCAUGCCUGGGCCAAGAGGUGCUAUCGAAGGCGGCCGGGCACCUCCGCCAAACGUGCGUCCGGAAUAUGCUCCUCCUCCGCCACCGCAGCCAAUGCCUUCUAAACCUAGCGCGCCACCUCCUUGGGCGCGGAAAUAAUUGUUGUCUCUGGUAUUCUUCGAUGUGUAAUUGAGAAUAGUUCUGAGGGUUAGCUUGGUUGCAAGGCGUAUUUAAUAUAUCGCUUCUAAAUAUCAGUAUGUUCCAUUUGGUUUUGGAUACUGUCCUCUCUCGCCCUACGAUGGUCUUGUGGUCAUCGAUAUAUAAAUCAAAUAAAUCUCAAAAGCCCACAAGUCUGAGUAUUCUACGGG